Molecule: messenger RNA, 1873 nt
Organism: Medicago truncatula (barrel medic)
Lineage: Eukaryota; Viridiplantae; Streptophyta; Magnoliopsida; Fabales; Fabaceae
Product: sugar carrier protein C
Exons: 4
Coding region: 48-1625 (525 amino acids)
Biological process (GO): monosaccharide transmembrane transport
Cellular component (GO): membrane
Molecular function (GO): monosaccharide transmembrane transporter activity
Source: RefSeq, a predicted model, not a curated record
UCUUGUGAGUCUCUUGAGUAAAGAAGAGUCUUAAGUUUCUGAUCACAAUGUCGUUGGGUCACGAUAUCAUCUUUAAUAGUGGAUCUCUUCGAAGAAAUAGUGACGAUAUCAUCAUCAAUAGUGGAUCUCUUCGAAAAAAUUAUUCUGGAAAGCUUACAUUUAGAGUCUUCAUCACUUGUUUUACCGCUACUUUUGGAGGUCUAAUUUUCGGCUAUGAUAUUGGCAUCUCAGGUGGAGUUAUAUCUAUGAAUCCCUUUCUGCAUAAAUUCUUCCCACAUGUCUAUGAACAAAAUGUCACUACUAUAAAACCUUCUACCAACCAGUACUGCAGAUUCGAUAGCCAAACGUUAACAUUGUUUACCUCCUCUUUGUAUUUGGCUGCUCUUGUAGCAUCACUUGGGGCAUCCACAGUAACUCGAUCGUUUGGAAGGCGUCUCACCAUGAUUUCUGGAGGUGUGCUUUUUCUUGCUGGUGCUGCCUUGAAUGGUUUUGCUCAAGAGGUUUGGAUGCUCAUUCUUGGUCGCAUGUUACUUGGGUUUGGAAUAGGAUGUGCUAUUCAGAGUGUGCCAAUAUACGUGUCUGAAGUUGCUCCAUACAAUUACAGAGGAGCUCUUAAUAUGAUGUUUCAAUUGGCAAUCACUAUAGGCAUCUUUGUGGCUAAUAUCCUCAAUUUCAUGUUUGCGAAAAUGAAGAACGGGGAGGGAUGGCGCUACAGUUUGAGUUUUGCUUCUAUCCCUGGAAUAAUGUUUACCUUAGGUGCAAUGUUCCUUCCCGACUCACCGAGUUCUUUGAUUGAGCGUGGUCAAAAUGACAAAGCCAAACAAGAAUUGAUUAAUAUGCGUGGAACUACUGACGUUGAUGAGGAGUUUCAAGAUUUGGUUGUAGCUAGUGAUGUUUCAAAAACUGUGAAACACCCUUGGGUCUCUUUGUUGAAGAGACAAUAUAGACCUCACCUCACAAUGGCAAUAGCCAUUCCCUUCUUCCAGCAACUCACUGGCAUGAAUGUGAUUACAUUUUAUGCCCCUGUUUUGUUUAAGACUAUUGGCUUUAGUAACACUGCUUCUCUCGUGUCAGCCUUAAUUAUUGGAGGUUGUAAUGCACUCGCCACUCUUGUUUCAAUUGCUACUGUUGAUAAAUUUGGAAGAAGAACUCUUUUCAUUGAAGGAGGUAUUCAAAUGUUCAUUUGUCAGAUUGUUAUAGCUAUAGCUAUUGCUUGUAAGUUUGGAGUUGAUGGUGACCCAGACACUCUGUCAAAGUGGUAUGCUAUUGUGGUUGUCAUGUGUAUUUGUGUGUAUGUUGUAGGAUUUGCAUGGUCUUGGGGUCCUCUAAGUUGGUUGGUGCCUAGUGAGAUUUUUCCGCUUGAAAUUCGUUCUGCUGCUCAAAGCAUUAAUGUCUCUGUUAACAUGAUUUGCACCUUUGUCAUUGCUCAAAUUUUCACUACAAUGCUUUGUUACAUGAAGUUUGGAUUGUUUAUCUUCUUCGCCUUUUUUCUUUUUCUGAUGACAGCAUUUAUUUACAAGUUCCUUCCGGAGACCAAGGAAGUUCCAAUUGAAGAAAUGUCAAUUGUGUGGGAAACACACCCUUAUUGGGGUAAAUUUGCGUGUGUGCUAUUGAUACCAACCUAGUUGCUUUUAAUAGAAUUUCCACUUAUCGAAAAAAGAAGAAUAAGAGCAGUUUUAAGUCAUUUAGUUUUGAUUAGGUUAUUAUUUACUAACAAUUUUCUUUACAUAGCUAUUUUAUAUUUCCAUUUUUCGGUUGUCUAGUAACGACUGGUGUUUCAAGUUUCAAUGCUUACUUACUAGUGUAAGUAAGUAUCCAUGUCUUGCAUAAAGAAUUUGUGAAAGAUAUAAUUAAAUGCAUUUUUUGCUUCCUC